GAGAGAGAGAGAGAGAGAGAGAGAGAGAAGACAAACAACACUAGCCACUGUUUUAACAUGUUAUAGAAAAAGAGUCUGUCCAUUAUAUGACAUACUCUGUAAUAAUUUGCUUAAUCAAAUUGUCAGGACUGGAAAAUGAGCUCCAAAUGAAUAAAAGUCCUAAUGAAAGUCUGAUUCGGAGUGAAUCAAGAAUCAUUUGCUAGCAUUCCUGGUCUAUUAAUUAUUUCGGGAGGAAUUUGAAGAAUAAAAGCAAACCAAGAUGGCGAUGCAAAACCCUCCCACUGACCCAAGAGUGAUGCAUUUGGAAGCUUAUAAUAAUCUAUCAUUAAGGUUCAAACCAGAUAAGUGGUUCAAGAUGUUGGGAAGUGAGGAGUAUUUGAAUAUGCUGAUAGAAUUCUUUGAUAAGGGAGAUACAUUAGUCAUGGUGUUUACCAUGAAUCAAGCAGGACUGAUCAUUCCUUGCAUUGGCUUUCCAUCUGUCCUUAAGAGCAAAGGGUCUUAUUUUGUAAAAUCAAAUAAUGAACCUGUCACCAAGUUAAACUACCAGUCUCUGCUUCUCUAUGGAGACAUAAGUCAUACACCUGUGGAACAGUUUAUAGCUGUAGUAGAGGAGAUUAUUUAUUCUCUGUUCAACCAAAGAGAAAAUCUGAAUGGCUGGCCCCGGGUAGUCUCAGAAGAUAUAGUCCGACAAGCUCACAAAUUGAAGAAUGACAUGUUUGUGAUGGGAGGAAAAAUCAAAGGAAAAACUCUGCUUCCUAUCCCAGAGCACUUGGGCAGUUUAGAUGGUACAGCAGAAUCAAUGGAAAGCCUACCUCCAUCUACAGACAAUGCAUUGUUGCAUGCUAUUGAAACCAUAAUCAUAGACUGGUCUCACCAAAUCAGAGAUGUCUUGAGUAAAGAUUCAGCCCAACCUCUGCUAGAUGGAUUGCACCCCUUGCCACGAGUAGAAUUUGAUUUCUGGCAUGCCAGGCUGAUGAAUCUGAACUGUAUUCACGAGCAGCUGAACAGGCCUAAAGUGAAUAAAAUAGUGGAAAUUUUAAAGGAAGCAAAGAGUUGCUACUGGCCUGCACUUCAGUCUGUUUAUUCAGAUGUCAAUGAAGGACUGAAGGAAGCUAAUGAUAUUGUUCUCUACCUAAAGCCCCUACAGAUUUUAUUAGAGGAAAUGGAACAGGCCGACUACACUUUGCUGCCUAUCUUUAUUUCCAAGGUAUUGUUUACCAUCUGUUUUAUAUGGUCCAACUCUGAAUAUUAUAAUACUCCAUCGAGGAUCAUAGUCAUUUUGCAGGAGAUUUUCAACCAGUUCAUUGAAAUGACACGCAAUUAUUUAAGCCCUGAAGAAGUGCUGAAAGGAUUACAAGGUGAAAUAGAGGAAGUGUUGGUUGGCAUCUCACGUUCAGUGAAUAUUUUACAGGAGAUCUAUCAGACCUAUGAUUAUUGCUGUACCAACAUGGCUAGUUUCUUUAAGAAUGGCAAAGAACCAGUUCUAUGGGAAUUCCCAUCUACUCUUGCAUUUGCCAGAAUGAACUUAUUCUUCCACAGAGUCCAGACGAUAGAGGAACUAUAUAAAACAGCCAUUGAGUUCCUGAAGCUUGAGAAAAUUGAGCUCGGAGGAGUAAGAGGAAACAUCCUUGGACAUUUGGUAACACAAAUUUAUGAUGAAGUCUUUGAGCUGGUAAAAGUUUUUGCGGAAUGUAAAUAUGAUCCCUUGGAUCCUGAAGACUCGAGUUUUGAUGAGGAUUAUGCUGAUUUUGUGAACAAGAUUGAAGAUUUGGAUAGAAGACUGGCAACUAUAUUUUGUCAAGGAUUCCAAGAUUGUAAUUCCAUUGAAUCUUGUGUUAAGUUAUUAUACAUGUUUGGGGCACUUGUCGAACGGCCUCUAAUAUUGAUGGAAGUAGUUCCCAAGUAUAGUGUCUUAUUGCAUAUGUUUGAUGCUGAAUUGGAUAAUGGCAAAAUUUUAUAUGAUGCCCAGAUAUUGGCUACGAAAGAAGGAGGUGGUGUCCCACCAAUAAAUAUAAACAUGCCUCCCAUUGCUGGACAACUGAAGUGGAGCCUGGAGCUCCAGGAAAGGCUUCAGGCACCAAAGAAGCACUUCAAAUACAUUGACCAUCCGGUCAUGUCCAGUGCAGAGGCUGAGGUGAUCUAUAAAAAAUAUGAGGAGAUGAUGGCUUUACUUCAAAGCUACCGUCAAUCUAUUUAUAAGCAGUGGAUAGAGCGAGUGGAUGAAGACUGCCACUUUAACUUAGGACAGCCCUUGAUUUUGAGAGAUCCAACCACAGGCCUCAUCCAAGUGAACUUCAGCAAAGCGUUAGUGGCUGUUCUGAGAGAGGUUAAGUACUUGAACUUUCAGGAACAAAAAGAGAUCCCAGGGAGUGCAGAGACUCUUUUCUCUCAGAAUGAAACUUUUCGAAAAUUUGUGGGUAACCUGGAGCUCAUUGUUGGCUGGUAUAAUGAGAUAAAGACUACUAUUCAAAAAGUAGAAUUUCCACUGGUCAAGGCAGAAUUGGAAGCAAUUGAUGUGAAGUUACAGUCAGCUGAAACAACAUUGUUUUGGAAUGGCGAAGGUGUAUUUGAAUAUAUUCAAGAGAUGAGAGAAAUCCUAUAUGACUUAGAGACCAGGAUACAGAAAACAAAGCAAAAUGUGGAAGGAAUUAUUCAGAUUAUGAAUGAUUGGUCAGCCAACCCUAUGUUCGAAAGAAAGGACAACAAAAAAGAAACCCUUUUAGACUUGGACGGAAGGGUGAACAACCUUAACAAACGCUACACAGCAGUCAAAGAAGCUGGAGUGAAGAUUCACGGCAUGGUUGCAGAAAAUGCGGAAUUAUUUAGAGCUGACAUGACAAGUGAAUCUUGGAAGGAUUAUGUAGAUUAUAUCGAUAUUAUGGUCUUAGAAGGAUUUGAGCAAUUUAUUCGAAAAUCUUUACAGUAUCUUCUGAACAACAUGAUAACAGAUGAAGUUAUUGCUCCUCUGUUUGAAGUGAGGUUGGAACUAAAUGAAGAUGUCUUAACAUACAAUCCAUCUCUGGAAAUUGGAGUAGAUAAUGGCUUCUUGAAUCUAAUAGAGAGUCUGAUAAGUGACAUAUAUAACACUGCCAAACUGAUCCAACGAGUGGCAAAAGGCAAAUUGAGUUACAAGAGUGACCUCGAAGAGAAUGGAGAAUUGUUAGAAAUGAGGGAAGAUGUGACAAACCAAGUGUAUACUGCCAUGAAACAGGCUGAGGAGUAUCAAGAUUCCUUUGAGAAAUAUUCUUAUUUAUGGAUAGAUAACCUCCGUGAAUUCAUGCAGCUCUUCUUGACUUAUGGACACAUGUUCACACAAGAAGAGCUGGAUGCCCGACUUGAAGAAAGUCUCCCUAAGACGCCCCCAACUCUGCCACAGUUUCAACAGCAGAUUGAUUCUUAUGAGAAGCUUUAUGAGGAAGUCUCCAAAUUUGAGAACAGCAAAAUAUUUAAUGGUUGGUUACAGAGUGAUUGCCGUCCAUUUAAGCAAGCCCUUCUCAAUAUCAUUAAACGGUGGAGCCUUAUGUUUAAGCAGCAUCUGAGUGACCAUGUUACUAAUAGCCUGGCCGAUCUAGAAACUUUCAUGAAAGAAGCCAAAGCAGGUUUAACAAAGCCUCUAAAAGAAGGUGAUUAUGAUGGUCUUGUAACAGUCAUGGGGCACUUAAUGAAGGUCAAAGAGAGACAAAUAGCAACAGACCACAUGUUUGAACCUCUGAAACAAACUAUUGAACUACUAAAGACCUAUGGAGAGGAGAUGCCUGAAGAAAUACACACCAAGUUACAGGAACUACCAGAGCAGUGGACCCAAACAAAGAAAGUGGCUAUACAAGUCAAACAAAAUGUGGCUCCUCUACAGGCCAAUGAAGUGAAUAUAAUUAGAAGAAAAUGCCAGCAGUUUGAGCUCAAGCAGCAUGAAUUUAGAGAAUUUUUCAGACGAGAUGCCCCCUUUAAUUUUACAGAUCCUGCUCCCUACAAAUCCCUGAAUAAGCAACAAAAAAGCAUUGCCACUAUGGAAAGCAUCAUGGAACAACUUUCCAAGUCAGCUGGUUUGUUUGAAGUCACAGUCCCAGAUUAUAAACAACUUAAAGCCUGUCACAAGGAGGUUCGCCUAUUGAAAGAGCUCUGGGAUAUGAUCAUCUUGGUGAAUGCUAGCAUUGAUGACUGGAAGACUACCAAGUGGAAAGAUAUUAAUGUUGAACAGAUGGACUUUGACUGUAAGAAAUUUGCUAAAGAUGUAAGGAGUUUAGACAAAGAAAUGAGGCCCUGGGAUGCCUUUGUGGGGCUGGAUAACACUGUGAAAAAUAUGAUCACAUCCCUCCGAGCUGUAAGUGAGCUACAGAAUCCAGCCAUCAGAGACCGUCAUUGGCAGCAGCUCAUGCAGGCGACACAGGUGAAAUUUGAAAUGUCAGACCAAACUACUUUGGCAGAUUUACUACAGUUGAACCUACACAGAUUUGAAGAUGAGGUUCGUGGUAUUGUAGAUAAAGCUGUAAAGGAGUCUGGGAUGGAAAAGGUUUUGAGAUCACUGGAUAGUACUUGGUCUACUAUGGAAUUUGAACAUGAGCCCCACCCCCGAACUGGCACCAUGAUGCUGAAAUCAGAUGAAACUUUGAUUGAAACUCUGGAAGACAACCAAGUGCAGCUUCAAACCUUGCUGACAUCCAAGUAUCUUUCCCACUUCUUGAAAGAGGUGACAGGUUGGCAAAAAAAACUAUCAACAGCCGACUCUGUCAUUUCCAUCUGGUUUGAAGUUCAAAGAACUUGGAGCCAUUUGGAGAGUAUCUUCAUUGGAUCUGAAGAUAUUCGAGCUCAACUCCCUGAGGAUUCACAACGUUUUGAUGAAAUUGAUAGAGAUUUUAAGGUAUUAAUGGCAGAUGCUGUCAAAACACCCAAUGUUAUUGAAGCAACUAAUAAGCCAGGCCUUUUUAACAAACUUGAAUCUCUGCAAAAAAGUUUGGCACUUUGUGAAAAGGCUUUGGCAGAAUACUUAGAGACAAAAAGACUGGCUUUUCCCAGGUUCUACUUUGUAUCUUCUGCUGACCUGCUAGACAUUUUAUCCAAUGGAAAUGACCCAGUAGAGGUUGGCCGCCAUUUGUCCAAACUUUUUGAUAGUUUGUGUAAACUGAAAUUCCAACUAGAUGAAGAAGAGAAACCUAUUAAAAUAGCUGUGGGAAUGUAUAGCAAGGAAGACGAAUAUGUGGACUUUGAUAAGGAAUGUGACUUGUCAGGACAGGUUGAAGUCUGGCUAAAUAGAGUGCUUGACCGAAUGCAAGCAACACUCCGCCAUGAAAUUCCAGAGGCUGUGGUGACAUAUGAGGAAAAGCCACGAGAACAAUGGAUUUUUGAUUAUCCUGCCCAGAUUGCUUUGACGUGCACUCAAAUCUGGUGGACAACAGAAGUUGGAAUGGCAUUUGCAAGACUGGAAGAAGGUUAUGAAAAUGCGAUUAAAGAUUACAAUAAAAAGCAGAUCAGUCAACUGAAUAUUCUGAUUACGUUGCUUAUCGGGAAUUUAAGUCCAGGAGAUAGAAUGAAGACUAUGACUAUUUGUACCAUUGAUGUACAUGCCAGAGAUGUUGUUGCAAAGAUGAUUUUGGCCAAGGUAGAAAAUUCUCAGGCCUUCACCUGGCAGUCUCAGCUUCGGCAUCGUUGGGAUGAAGAAAAGAAACAUUGCUUUGCCAAUAUAUGCGACGCCCAAAUUAGAUAUUCCUAUGAAUAUUUGGGAAAUACACCUCGGUUGGUGAUCACGCCACUCACUGACAGAUGCUACAUCACUCUGACCCAAUCCCUCCAUCUGAUUAUGGGAGGAGCACCUGCAGGCCCUGCAGGGACAGGCAAAACUGAGACCACUAAAGACUUGGGCAGAGCACUGGGCAUUAUGGUGUAUGUCUUCAACUGUUCUGAGCAAAUGGAUUAUAAGUCCUGUGGAAAUAUCUACAAAGGCUUAUCCCAAACAGGAGCUUGGGGAUGUUUUGAUGAAUUUAAUCGAAUCUCAGUAGAAGUUUUAUCUGUAAUUGCUGUGCAGGUAAAAUGUGUCCAAGAUGCAAUUCGUGCCAAGAAGAAAAUAUUUAAUUUUCUUGGAGACAUGAUACGUCUCAUCCCCACAGUGGGCAUGUUUAUCACCAUGAACCCAGGUUAUGCUGGACGGGCAGAAUUGCCAGAAAACUUAAAAGCUUUGUUCAGACCUUGUGCUAUGGUUGUCCCAGACUUUGAACUUAUAUGUGAGAUCAUGCUUGUUGCUGAGGGCUUUCUGGAAGCUAGGCUUCUGGCAAGAAAGUUCAUUACUCUCUAUACCUUAUGCAAAGAGCUACUCUCUAAGCAGGAUCACUAUGAUUGGGGAUUGCGGGCCAUCAAAUCUGUGCUGGUAGUAGCUGGUUCCCUAAAAAGAGGAGAUCCCAACCGUGCAGAAGACCAAGUCCUCAUGAGAGCAUUGAGAGAUUUUAAUAUUCCAAAAAUAGUAACAGAUGACUUACCUGUGUUUAUGGGACUGAUUGGAGAUCUGUUCCCAGCUUUGGAUGUUCCUAGAAAACGCGAUCUAAAUUUUGAAAAGGUCAUUAAGCAGAGUAUUAUUGAGUUGCAGUUGCAGGCAGAAGAUAACUUUGUGCUGAAGGUUGUGCAGCUAGAGGAAUUACUCCAAGUGAGACACUCUGUGUUUAUAAUUGGAAAUGCAGGAACGGGUAAAUCCCAGGUCUUGAAAUCCCUCAAUAAGACCUAUCUGAACAUGAAAAGAAAAGCUGUUGCAGUGGAUCUUGACCCUAAAGCAGUCACAUGUGAUGAACUCUUUGGCAUCAUUAAUCCUGCUACAAGAGAAUGGAAAGAUGGACUUUUUUCCACCAUAAUGCGUGACCUGGCUAACAUAACUCAUCAAGGCCCCAAAUGGAUUGUUCUGGAUGGGGAUAUAGAUCCCAUGUGGAUUGAAUCCCUAAACACCGUCAUGGAUGAUAAUAAGGUUCUGACCUUAGCCAGUAAUGAGCGAAUACCCUUAAAUCGAACGAUGAGACUAGUGUUUGAGAUUAGUCACCUAAGGACAGCCACCCCAGCCACAGUAUCCAGAGCAGGAAUACUUUACAUCAACCCUGCUGAUCUAGGAUGGAAUCCUGUGGUUAAUAGCUGGAUUGAAAAACGCAAAGUGCAGUCUGAGAAAGCUAAUCUGAUGAUCCUGUUUGAUAAAUAUCUCCCCACAUGCCUAGACAAGCUGAAGUUUGGAUUUAAGAAGAUCACUCCUGUUCCAGAAAUCACAGUGAUUCAGACCAUACUCUAUCUCUUAGAAUGUCUUUUGACCCCAAAGAAUACUCCUCCAGAUUCCUCCAAGGAGCUCUAUGAACUCUAUUUUGUGUUUGCAUGUUUCUGGGCUUUUGGGGGAGCCAUGUUCCAGGACCAGCUUGUGGAUUACCGUGUUGAGUUCAGCAGGUGGUGGUUGAAUGAAUUUAAGACCAUCAAAUUUCCUUCUCAAGGAACCAUUUUUGAUUACUACAUAGACACAGAGAGUAAAAAAUUCAUGCCAUGGACAGAUAAAGUAUCUCCAUUUGAAUUGGAUCCCGACAUUCCAUUGCAGGCAUCCUUAGUCCACACAACAGAGACAAUCAGGAUUAGGUAUUUUAUGGAUUUAUUAAUGGACAAAAGAUGGCCAGUGAUGUUGGUGGGCAAUGCAGGAACUGGCAAGUCGGUCUUGAUGGGUGACAAGCUUGGCAGCCUCAACACUGAUGAAUAUGUGAUACAAUCUGUUCCCUUCAACUUUUACACAACUUCUGCCAUGUUACAAGCUGUUCUUGAGAAGCCAUUGGAGAAGAAAUCAGGACGAAACUAUGGACCCCCGGGCACCAAAAAGCUUAUUUACUUCAUUGAUGAUAUGAACAUGCCAGAGGUGGACAAGUAUGGAACAGUGGCACCUCAUACUCUGAUCAGGCAGCACAUGGAUCAUGGGCAUUGGUAUGACAGAAGCAAAUUGACAUUAAAGGAUAUUCACAACUGUCAAUAUGUUGCUUGCAUGAAUCCCACUUCAGGCUCCUUCACCAUUGACUCCAGACUUCAGAGACACUUUUGUGUGUUUGCUGUGAGUUUCCCUGGACAAGAUGCUCUGAUGUCAAUUUAUAACACAAUCCUUUCACAGCAUUUAUCCUAUCGAUCUGUCCCCAUGGCGGUUCAGAAAAUUAGUGCCCAAUUGGUCACUUCGGCACUUGCCUUGCAUCAGAAAAUCUCAGCAACCUUUCUUCCAACGGCCAUUAAGUUUCAUUAUGUCUUCAACCUCAGGGACCUCUCCAACAUUUUCCAGGGACUCUUAUUUUCUACAGCAGAAAUCCUCAAAAGUGCUUCUGACCUUGUACGGCUAUGGCUACAUGAAGCUGAACGGGUAUAUGGGGACAAACUCAUUGAUGAUAGAGACAAAGUUCUAUUAUAUAGACUCACUGUAACUUCAACCAAAAAACACUUUGAGGAAAUUGGUGACAACAUUCUAUUUGCCAAACCAAAUAUCUACUGCCAUUUUGCCCAAGGGAUUGGAGAUCCUAAAUAUUUUCCUGUUACUAACUUGGCAAAUCUGAAUAAACUACUAGUGGAUGCUUUAGAUAACUACAAUGAAGUCAAUGCAGUCAUGAAUUUGGUGUUAUUUGAAGAUGCGGUGUCCCAUAUUUGUAAAAUUAAUCGCAUCUUAGAGGCUCCCCGAGGAAAUGCCUUGCUGGUGGGAGUAGGAGGUAGUGGGAAGCAAAGCCUCUCCCGCUUGGCUGCAUAUAUUAGUGCCUUGGAUGUAUUUCAGAUUACCCUGAAGAAGGGAUAUGCAAUUCCAGAUCUGAAGAUGGAUCUGGCUGCUCAGUACCUAAAAGCUGCAGUGAAAAAUGUGCCCACUGUAUUCCUAAUGACUGACUCACAAGUAGCAGAAGAACCAUUCCUGGUGUUGAUCAAUGACUUGCUGGCAUCAGGAGAGAUUCCUGCCCUCUUUCAGGAUGAUGAAGUGGAGAAUAUCAUCUCUUCUAUGAGACCACAAGUCAAAGGUGUUGGCCUUCCAGAUACACGUGAAAAUUGUUGGAAGUUUUUCAUUGAUAAAGUGCGAAGACAACUCAAGGUUAUAUUGUGUUUCUCUCCUGUGGGCUCCACGCUUCGGAUUCGAGCCAGAAAAUUCCCAGCUGUGGUCAACUGUACAGCUAUCAACUGGUUCCAUGAAUGGCCUGAAGAUGCCUUAGUAUCUGUCAGUGCUAGAUUCUUAGAGGAAACAGAGGGAAUUGAGAAAGAUGUAAAAACCUCCAUCAGCCUUUUCAUGAGCUAUGUGCACACAACUGUUAAUGAAAUGUCCAAAGUCUACCUGGCUACUGAAAGACGGUAUAAUUACACAACCCCCAAGACCUUUCUGGAGCUGAUCAAACUGUACCAGAGCUUACUGGCUAAGAAAAGAAAGGAACUCAUUGCCAAAAUUGACAGGUUGGAAAAUGGUUUGAUGAAACUGCAGAGUACUGCUUCUCAGGUGGAUGAUUUAAAGGCCACAUUGGCUAUUCAAGAGCUUGAACUUAAUCAAAAGAAUGAGAAUGCAGACAAGCUGAUCCAGGUGGUUGGGGUGGAGACUGAAAAAGUCAGCAAAGAAAAAGCAAUUGCAGAUGAGGAAGAAAUUAAAGUUGAAGUCAUCAACAAGAAUGUCACAGAAAAACAAAAGGCUUGUGAAAUUGACUUGGCCAAAGCAGAGCCGGCCUUGAUGGCUGCACAAGAAGCUCUUGAUACUCUGAAUAAGAACAACCUGACAGAGCUGAAGUCCUUCGGCUCUCCACCAGAUGCAGUGGUUAAUGUAACAGCAGCAGUGAUGAUCCUUACCGCGCCAGGGGGCAAGAUCCCAAAGGAUAAGAGCUGGAAAGCUGCAAAAAUCAUGAUGGGAAAAGUGGACACUUUCCUUGAUGCCUUGAAAAAAUUUGACAAGGAGCACAUUCCUGAAGCCUGCUUGAAAGCAUUUAAGCCCUAUCAAGGCAAUCCCACCUUUGAUCCUGAAUUCAUUCGUUCAAAAUCAGCUGCUGCUGCUGGUCUAUGUUCUUGGUGUAUUAACAUUGUCCGGUUCUAUGAAGUCUACUGCGAUGUAGCACCCAAGAGACAGGCCCUGGAAGAGGCUAAUGCAGAACUGGCAGAGGCACAGGAUAAGCUCACUCGGAUCAAAAACAAAAUUGCUGAACUCAAUGCUAAUUUGGCCAAUCUAACAGCUGCCUUUGAAAAGGCUACAGCUGAGAAAAUAAAGUGUCAACAGGAGGCAGAUGCCACAAAUAGAGUCAUUUCUCUAGCUAACAGACUCGUAGGAGGAUUAGCAUCUGAAAAUGUCCGAUGGGCUGAAUCUGUGGAAAAUUACAAACAACAGGGAGUGACUUUGUGUGGAGAUGUCCUGCUAAUAUCAGCCUUUGUUUCCUAUGUGGGUUAUUUUACCAAAAAAUACAGGAAUGAACUGAUUGAGAAAUUUUGGGUUCCAUACCUAAAUCAACUGAAGGUUCCCAUUCCAAUCACGAAAGAUUUGGACCCACUAUCUCUGCUAACAGAUGAUGCGGACAUUGCCACAUGGAAUAAUCAGGGUCUUCCCAGUGACCGUAUGUCCACAGAGAAUGCCACCAUUCUAUGCAACACAGAGAGAUGGCCUCUUAUUGUUGAUGCUCAGCUACAAGGAAUCAAGUGGAUUAAAAACAAAUACGGGGAAGAUUUGAAAGCCAUCCGACUGGGACAUAGAGGCUAUCUGGACAGUAUUGAAAAAGCCAUCUCAGAAGGAGAUAUUUUACUCAUUGAGAAUAUUGGAGAGACUGUAGAACCUGUAUUAGAUCCUUUACUGGGCAGAAACACAAUUAAAAAAGGAAGGUACAUUAAAGUAGGCGAUAAAGAAGUGGAAUAUCAUCCCAAUUUCCGCCUAAUUCUUCACACCAAGUAUUUUAAUCCACAUUAUAAACCUGAGAUGCAGGCUCAGUGCACCCUCAUCAAUUUUCUAGUAACCCGGGAUGGAUUGGAAGAUCAACUUUUGGCUGCUGUCGUGGCCAAAGAGAGACCAGAUCUUGAGGAAUUGAAGGCAGAACUCACUAAGUCUCAAAAUGAAUUUAAGAUUGUCCUGAAAGAACUAGAAGACUCUUUGCUAGCCCGCCUAUCUGCUGCAUCUGGAAACUUCCUGGGAGACACAGCCUUAGUGGAAAAUCUGGAGACAACCAAGCGUACAGCUAAUGAAAUUGAAGAGAAAGUGAAAGAAGCAAAAAAUACAGAAAUUAAAAUCAACGAGGCAAGAGAAAACUACCGUCCAGCUGCAGAGAGAGCAUCCAUGCUCUACUUUAUUCUGAAUGAUCUGAAUAAAAUCAAUCCCAUCUAUCAGUUUUCACUGAAGGCAUUUAAUGUGGUCUUUGAAAAAGCCAUUCAGCGGACUAUGCCAGCUGAUGAGGUAAAGCAACGAGUGAUAAACCUGACAGAUGAAAUCACCUACUCUGUCUUCAUGUAUACAGCUCGGGGACUCUUUGAGAGAGACAAACUCAUUUUUCUGGCACAGGUUGCAUUUCAGGUUUUAUCAAUGAAGAAAGAAUUGAAUCCAAUUGAGUUGGAUUUCCUCUUGCGAUUCCCUUUUAAGGCUGGGAUUCCUUCACCGGUGGAUUUUCUAUUACAUCAAGGAUGGGGAGGGAUUAAGGUACUCUCAGAAAUGGAUGAAUUCAGAAAUCUGGAUAAUGACAUUGAGGGAUCUGCUAAACGGUGGAAAAAAUUUGUUGAAUCUGAAGCCCCAGAAAAGGAAAUAUUUCCUAAGGAAUGGAAAAAUAAAACUGCUCUUCAAAAACUCUGCAUGAUGAGGUGUAUGAGACCAGACAGAAUGACCUACGCUGUUAGAAACUUUGUGGAAGAGAAGAUGGGAACCAAGUAUGUGGAAGGACGGAGUGUUGAGUUUUCCAAGUCUUAUGAGGAGAGCAGCCCUUCUACCCCGAUCUUCUUCAUUCUUUCUCCAGGGGUUGACCCCCUGAAAGACGUGGAAACAUUAGGACAAAAGUUGGGAUUUACCAUCGACAAUGGGAAAAUCCAUAAUGUAUCCUUGGGACAGGGACAAGAGGUGGUGGCUGAAAAUGCUCUGGAUGUGGCAUCUGAGGAAGGACACUGGGUCAUUCUGCAGAACAUCCAUCUUGUUGCCAGAUGGCUGAGCACUUUGGAUAAGAAAGUAGAGAAGUAUAGCACAGGAAGCCAUGAUGAUUAUCGAGUAUACAUCAGUGCAGAACCUGCACCAUGCCCUGAAGUUCACAUCAUACCACAGGGCCUCCUGGAAAAUGCCAUAAAAAUCACAAAUGAGCCUCCUACAGGCAUGCAUGCUAACCUGCACAAAGCCUUGGACCUCUUUACACAGGUGCCAUGGGAUGAUCUACGCUACCUUUUCGGGGAAAUUAUGUAUGGAGGCCACAUCACAGAUGACUGGGACCGCCGACUCUGUCGGACAUACCUGGGAGAAUACAUUCGAACAGAGAUGCUGGAAGGAGAGUUGCUCUUGGCCCCUGGAUUUCUGAUCCCUCCUAACUUAGAUUACAAAGGUUACCACGAAUACAUAGAUGAAAACUUGCCACCUGAAAGUCCCUAUUUAUAUGGUCUGCACCCCAAUGCAGAAAUUGGUUUCUUGACAGUCACCUCUGAGAAGCUAUUCCGAACUGUUCUGGAAAUGCAGCCCAAAGAAUCUGACUCAGGAGCAGGAACGGGAGUAUCUCGGGAGGAAAAGGUCAAAGCUGUACUGGAUGAAAUCCUUGAUAAGCUCCCGGAGACAUUUAACAUGGCCGAAAUUAUGUCAAAGGCAGCUGAAAAGACACCCUACGUAGUAGUCGCCUUUCAAGAAUGUGAAAGAAUGAACAUCCUGACUAAUGAAAUGCGCCGUUCAUUGAAGGAGCUGAAUCUGGGAUUAAAGGGGGAACUGACCAUCACAACAGACAUGGAAGAGCUUUCCAAUGCACUGUUUUAUGACAAUGUGCCUGAUGCAUGGGUAACUCGGGCCUACCCCUCCAUGAUGGGUCUGGCAGCUUGGUAUGCUGACCUCAUUCUUCGGAUCAGAGAACUUGAGGCCUGGACAACAGAUUUUGCCCUGCCCACGACAGUGUGGUUGGCUGGCUUCUUUAAUCCCCAAUCCUUCCUCACUGCUAUCAUGCAGUCCAUGGCCAGAAAAAAUGAGUGGCCCCUGGAUAAGAUGUGCCUUGCUGUAGAAGUGACCAAGAAAACCAAGGAUGAUAUGACUGCCCCUCCGAGGGAAGGGGCCUAUGUCUACGGCCUCUUUAUGGAAGGGGCUCGCUGGGACACCCAAACUGGAGUCAUUGCAGAAGCUCGGCUGAAGGAGUUAACACCACCCAUGCCCGUCGUCUUCAUCAAAGCCAUUCCUGUAGACCGUAUGGACACCAAGAAUAUAUAUGAAUGUCCUGUCUACAAAACCCGAAUCCGUGGACCCACUUAUGUCUGGACUUUUAACCUGAAGACCAAAGAAAAAGCAGCUAAGUGGAUUCUAGCAGCUGUUGCAUUGCUCUUACAGGUUUAACUUUCUCCCUGCCACCCAUGAUCCCCUGUGCCAGAUUAAUGGCCUAACCACAACUACAAAUUAGAAACUCAGCUUCACAGCUUGUAUUUUUUUUUUUUUAAACAGGGCUCAAAUGGGGUUUUAGAAUUUGCUUUUUAUUUUUCUUUCAAAUAAUCAAGUUGUUUCUUGGCAAAGAACAAUCGGAUUAACUGGGGGGAGGAAAGGUAUCAGAUUAAAAUAUUAAUACCAA
Messenger RNA from Sarcophilus harrisii (Tasmanian devil), 13700 nucleotides. RefSeq names its product dynein axonemal heavy chain 17 (gene DNAH17). The coding region runs from base 260 to 13471 and encodes 4403 amino acids. NCBI's taxonomy places the organism in Eukaryota, Metazoa, Chordata, Mammalia, Dasyuromorphia, Dasyuridae. Gene Ontology annotation, cellular component: dynein complex. The transcript has 80 exons. Gene Ontology annotation, molecular function: dynein intermediate chain binding; ATP binding; minus-end-directed microtubule motor activity. Gene Ontology annotation, biological process: microtubule-based movement. The record is from RefSeq and is a predicted model, not a curated record.